AUGACGUCACAGCUGUCGCUCGAGACGCUCACGAUCUGGCACCAUGACCCGCCGCCACUGCCGUACUGGAUUCCCCACUCGCGCUUCCGCGAGAUCUGGGACCUUUUGUGUCUUGCGACGACUCUCUACUUUGCGUGCGCCUUGCCGUUCCGUGCGUGCUUUGUGCUCGAGUGGUCGCCGCUCGCGAUCGGGUGGUUUGCGGCCGAGUACCUCCUCGACGGUCUCUGCCUCGUCGAUAUCAUCUUGCGCUUCUCCUACUUUUACGAGUUCAAGGCUGGCGAGCUCCAAGCGUCGCGGGCCCUGGUGCGGCGACGGUACUGGCGCCACGGCGGUCUUGGCAUGGACGUAUUUGCGCUUCUUCCGCUCGAGCUCCUUGCGCUCCUUGUGAACGUGGACGACCACGCGCGCUGGCAAGUUGCGUCGCUCCUCCGGCUCAACAAGAUGGUGCGCAUGGUACACUACCCCGCGCUCACGACAACGCUCCAGCGGUUCCUAAGACGGUUCCCGUCGACGCGGCACCACGAGAUGCUAGUCAAAUUCAUUUGCUCGUUCCUCGUCCCGCUCUUCUUGGCCGCGCACUGGAUGGCGUGCGUGUGGUUCUUCUCGGCCUUCAACCUCUUGACGGCUACGCCAUCGCCGUCGUGGCUUGUCGCGGCCGGCUACGUCAACGCUACGGACAAGACUCCGCUGUGCCCGACACGAGUCAUCCCGCUCUCGCUCUCGAGCCACGUGCGCUUUACGAGUCUCAACGUGUACCUCGUGGCGCUCUAUUACGCGACGUCGGCGCUCACGAGCCAGAGCUUUGGCGACGUGGUGAGCACCAACGUGGCCGAAACGAGUCUCACGGUCGUCUUCAUCGUGGUUGCCAUCACCGUGCUCGGGCUCCUCACCGGCGUGCUCUCGGGCUUGAUGGAGGAGCACCUUGCGAUGCGCAUGAAAUUCGAGCAGAAAAUGAUCGACAUCUCGACCUUCUUCAAGUACCGUCGCGUCCCGUUCGACUUUUUCAUUCAAACGUCGCACGUGUUUCGGUCGCUGUGGCAGCGGAGCCAAGGACAGACCGAGUUGGAGCUCCUCUCGACGCUCUCACGUAAGAUGAAGGAAGACAUUGCGAUGCACGUCAAGCGAAGCAUGGUGCUCAGCCUCUCGUUCUUGGCGAAUGCCCACGAAGUCUUUGUCCGAUCGCUCGUCACGAUGCUCGAAACCGAGCAGUUUGUCUACGCCGACCUCAUCUACCAGGUGGGCGACGUGGGCCGGGUGCUCUAUUUCAUCAACGUCGGCGGCGCGACCGUGCUCGCGGCCAAGAAGACGCCGCUCGAGAAGUUCCAAGGCAGCCUCUUUGGCGGGCGGGCACUCUUUGAGGACCGCGGCCGCGAGUACACGGCGAUCGCCAACUGCGACUGCGAGUGCUUCCUCCUCUGCUUCGACGACUUUGAUCUGCUCAUGGAGCGCUUCCCAGAGUACCUGGACCAGUGUCGCGACGAGUGGAAGCACACAGAGCGCGAACUCGACGAGGAGGCCGAGCGCGAGAACCAGGAGCUCAUCGAGCCGGUGGCGCGACGCGAGAUUGUCCGAAACAACAGUCGACGGGACAGCCGCAAGGGCCGUGGCCGGCGCGAGUCGACCGAGCGCCGCGGCAGCAUCACGUCGCACUCGAGCGCUGCGUUCAGCACCAUGGGCGACUGA
Molecule: messenger RNA, 1683 nt
Organism: Saprolegnia parasitica CBS 223.65
Lineage: Eukaryota; Oomycota; Saprolegniomycetes; Saprolegniales; Saprolegniaceae
Exons: 2
Coding region: 1-1683 (560 amino acids)
Biological process (GO): regulation of membrane potential; potassium ion transmembrane transport
Cellular component (GO): membrane
Molecular function (GO): voltage-gated potassium channel activity
Source: RefSeq, a predicted model, not a curated record